Molecule: messenger RNA, 460 nt
Organism: Pyrenophora tritici-repentis Pt-1C-BFP
Lineage: Eukaryota; Fungi; Ascomycota; Dothideomycetes; Pleosporales; Pleosporaceae
Source: RefSeq, a predicted model, not a curated record
AGCUGUCAUUCCAAUAAGAACAGAAUACUUCCAAGUCUCCAACACCAAUCUUCCAACACUAUGCGGUUCUCCCUAUGUGUGCCAGCUCUUCUAUUGGCGCUAGGUAACGUUGUCGUAGCCGCCACAAAUGAAGCGUGCGUUUGUAAGAAUGGUAAUGGAGUCUCCCAAUAUGAAGCGACGAGAAAUACCUGUCGUGGUUUUUCUGCCGUAUUCCAGACAAGUAUCAAUUUUGAAGGGGGGCACUUCCAAUGUUUCGGAUUGUCUAGAUCUGACCAGGAAGAAUUCAAGCAAAAGUGCGGGAUGCCGAGCAAGUGCGGCCCAAGGGGUAUGGCGGGUCCUGGUCGUUGAGCAUGGCUGGGAGGUCGAUGAUGUGUACAAGAAGAUGAUAUCUAGCCACUCUAUUAAUUAUGAUAUCAUAAUCAUAAUGCUCAUCUGCUUAUAUAAACUGUUCUCUCCACCC